AUGAGUUCAUCUAAGAAGAUCACUCUUGUUACUAUUCUUGUUUCAUUUUUUAUGUUUUCGUGUGUUUCAAGCACUGAACUUGAAGUUGGAGGAGAAGAUGGUUGGGUCGUACCCAAUUCUAACAAGACUCAUGGAGAUGUGUUCAACCAAUGGGCUUCCCACAACCGUUUUAAAGUUGGCGACACUAUCCGUUUCAAGUACAAGAAAGACUCAGUGUUGGUUGUGUCAGAAGACGAGUACAAGCAGUGCAAGGCGACUAAACCUCAACUCUAUUCCAAUAACCAAGACACGGUUUUUAAACUAGACCGUCCCGGUUUGUUUUACUUCAUCAGUGGUGUCUCUGGCCACUGUGAAAAGGGUCAGAAGAUGAUCAUUAAAGUCAUGGAGACAGAGUCUUCGCCAGAUUCUCCUCCUCCUUCGUCCUCUUCUUCUUCGUCUCUCCCAGCUUCAACUCACAAGAAGAGUAGUGCGUCUAAAACCGCUGUCAAGUUCAGUAGUUCCGUCUUUGUUGCCUUUUCUGUUCUUGUUGUUUCAGUUAUGGUUUGGCAUUAG
Eruca vesicaria subsp. sativa (arugula) is the source of this 552-nucleotide messenger RNA. Lineage: Eukaryota; Viridiplantae; Streptophyta; Magnoliopsida; Brassicales; Brassicaceae. The record is from the annotation of a GenBank genome assembly.